Messenger RNA from Pollicipes pollicipes, 1994 nucleotides. Its product is annotated as U4/U6.U5 tri-snRNP-associated protein 2. Gene Ontology annotation, biological process: protein deubiquitination; spliceosomal complex assembly; mRNA processing. The transcript is spliced from 13 exons. The record is from RefSeq and is a predicted model, not a curated record. The coding region runs from base 117 to 1628 and encodes 503 amino acids. Gene Ontology annotation, molecular function: cysteine-type deubiquitinase activity; zinc ion binding. Lineage: Eukaryota; Metazoa; Arthropoda; Thecostraca; Pollicipedomorpha; Pollicipedidae.
ACGACCCUGCGGAUGCCGGCUUCGCUGGUGCCGCUCGUUGCUAUUAAACGUUGCCAUAAAGGACCUAUUUAAAGCAAGGCUUACGUCUAAGCAAUAAGCUGUGACGGAUUUUGAAAAUGGAGAGUAAGGACAACAGUUCUGAGCCGCUGCCAAAGAAGCAGAAGUUGGAGGACGUUGAGGAACCCGAUGAAGUUGAAUCAUCUGUCGCCAAAAAGAAAACACCAGAAACGAAGCUGGCGAAAGAAUGCCCAUAUUUGGACACUAUCAACAGAAACGUGCUUGAUUUUGAUUUUGAAAAGCUCUGCUCGGUAUCUCUGUCAAGAAUCAAUGUAUAUGCUUGUUUGGUGUGUGGGAAGUACUUUCAAGGCCGCGGGCAGAGCACGCACGCCUACACGCACAGCGUGAGCGAGGGCCACCACGUGUUCCUCAACCUGCAAACACUGCGAUUCUACUGCCUGCCGGACCAAUACGAGAUCAUCGACUCGUCGCUGGAGGACAUCAAGUACGUGCUGAACCCGACCUUCGAGGCGGCCGCCAUCUCCAAGCUGGACUCGCAGACCAAGCUGUCGCGCGCCUACGACGGCUCCAACUACAUGCCCGGCACGGUCGGCCUCAACAACAUCAAGGCUAACGACUACUGUAACGUCAUCUUCCAGGCGCUGUCGAACGUGGUGCCAAUCCGCGACUACUUCCUCAACGAGUCCAACUACAACUGGAUGAAGCCGCCGCCGGGCGACAACAUGUUCUUGCUGGUGCAGAGGUUCGGUGAGCUGGUACGCAAGCUGUGGAAUCCGCGCAACUUCAAGGCGCACGUCUCGCCGCACGAGAUGUUACAGGCCGUGGUGCUCUGCAGCAAGAAGCGCUUCCAGUUCACCGACCAGGGCGACCCGGUCACCUUCCUUUCGUGGUUCCUGAACGCGCUGCACAUGGCGCUGGGCGGCACGAAGAAGCGCGGCUCGUCCAUCGUCUACAAGACGUUCCAGGGCCGCAUGCGGAUGUACAGCCGCAAGAUGCCGCCGACGGAGCUGACACCCGAGCAGAAGCGGGAGCUGCUCUCCUCGCCAGAGUACCAGGAGGUGCUGGAGGAGACGCCGUUCCUGUACCUGAUGGCCGACCUGCCGCCCCCGCCUCUCUUCAAGGAUGAGCUCAAGGAGAACAUCAUUCCCCAGGUGUCGCUAUUCACCAUACUGAACAAGUUCAACGGGCGCGAGGAGCGCGAGUACAAGACAUACAAGGAGGAGAUCGUCAAGCGGUUCGAGCUGACGCGCCUGCCGCCUUACCUCAUCCUCUGCAUCAAGCGUUUCACCAAAAACACCUUCUUCAUCGAGAAAAACCCGACCAUUGUCAACUUCCCCAUCAAGUCGAUUGACCUGGCCGAGUACCUGGCGCCGGACUGUGCGGCCGCCGCCGGCAACACCGUGUAUGACCUGCUGACCAACAUCGUGCACGACGGAGAGCCCGGUGCCGGCAAGGGGACCUACCGCUGCCACACACUGCACAGGGGCACGGGCAAGUGGCACGAGCUGCAGGACCUGCACGUGCGGGACAUCCUGCCGCAGAUGAUCACCCUGACCGAGGCCUACAUCCAGAUCUACGCGCUGCGGGAAACCACGUCGGAGGCGACGUGACGCCAUCUUGACGUCAUCCGCCGCCUCCUCGCGUAGUCGAUCUGCAGCAGGCCGCCGGCAAACUCGCACUGUGUCGUCAUGAGCAUCAUCAACCGCCGCGCAAGCGAACGGCGGUGGCGGACCACAUACAGACGCCGACACAGCGGAGCGGCAGCGAUGGGUCUUCUGCUGUCGCCGCCGCGGGCGCCUGCUUUUCUGCUCGCUGCCGGCCGGUGCAGGCGGGCGCGUGGCCCGCGUGUCACGUGACCUCGGCACAGACACCUGUGCGCCACGGCGCAGACGCGGCGGGCUGAUGAACCAACCAUCACGUGUCUUAGUUGCGCGUGUUUUGUAAUGCGGCACGUGUCAUCACGUGAUCCAAUACAG